Molecule: messenger RNA, 5282 nt
Organism: Salmo salar (Atlantic salmon)
Lineage: Eukaryota; Metazoa; Chordata; Actinopteri; Salmoniformes; Salmonidae
Gene: nyap2a
Product: neuronal tyrosine-phosphorylated phosphoinositide-3-kinase adaptor 2a
Biological process (GO): phosphatidylinositol 3-kinase/protein kinase B signal transduction; neuron projection morphogenesis
Source: RefSeq, a predicted model, not a curated record
ACUUGUUCCUCAUCUGUGUUGUGGUUUACCACUCAGAAUCAGGGAUUAAUUCACAGCCGCUCUGCCACUCUGUGCUUGUCAGGCUGCCUGUGAGGCUACUACUGUAUCAUCAUGUGAGGCAGCUGGAAUGUGAUAGAGAGCCAGACUGCCAAGGAGGUGACACCAUCACCGGGGAGGGAGAGUUGCCCUGGACCACUUCUGCUUCUGAUCGCUGCCUCCUGCACCUAGCCUUCUCAGUUUGUUUUGUUGUGUUGUGUGUGUGUGUGUGUUUGUGUAUGUGAGAGAACAGUGUGUGUCUGUGUGGAUAUGUGUGUGUGACACAGAGAGAACCACAGCCGCAGCGGAGGAAGGAGGAGCCAAGCAACCAGGGAGGGAGCUGGAUGCUCGUGGGUUGCCGUGACAGCACCACAGCCUGCUGUUUCUAGUGACGACUGAUGCAAGAAUGUGUGUCUGAACUGUUCUAGGGAGGGGGAACCAGAGGCUGUCUGUGUCCAGCCCAGCUUGCAGUGUCCUGGGUGCCCCUUCUGUGCCCGUCUAUCUGUCCGUCACAGAGGUUGGAGGUGGCCCUUGCUUUUUCACAACGCGGUACUCAGUCACUUGAAGAUUGUCAUCUUCCUCCUCCUCUUCCUCCUCAUGCGUCCCUGUGAUCUCCAACAGAAGCAGCAGCACUACCGGGCUCUCUCCUCUGUCAUGCUCUGUACCACUGGGGGCUCAAUGGUGCUAAGCUCCGGGUGAUCCUGCUUACCUGCAGCUCAGCCCCCUCUCCUCCCUCCUAGCCUGUGUGGUGGACAGGACUGAACCCCCACUAGUGUGGUCAACCUCUAGGUUACCUUGGUCUGACCCCAGCACUACCCAGCCACUUGCUUUCUGCUCCACUGCCAGUGAAAAACAAUGACUUCUCAAGAGGAGGAAGCAUCGUUCAGCAGGUUCUUCCAGUAUGUGGAGGACAGUGGACUCAGGGCCUAUGACGGACUGGUCAUCCAGAAUGCCUCUGACAUCGCCCGUGAGAGCGACCGCGUCCGGAAAGAGACCAACUGGGCCUACCUUCAGGAGAAACACGAUAAGAAGAGAAGACAGGAAGAAGCCAUAAAGAGGAUCGGUGAGGAUGUGGCGAGGGCGACGGAGGGAAGCUACGCAGGGAAACACUUCCGCAUGGGCUUCAUGACCAUGCCAGCACCCCAGGACCGCCUUCCCUCCUCCUGUGGCCAGGGCUUCACUGUGCGUUCCCAGUCUCUACACUCCGUCGGCGGGGGUGAUGAGGAUGGGAGCCCCAACUCCCGUAAGCAACCGCCGCCCAAACCCAAGAGAGACCCCAACACCAAGCUCAGCAUCUCCUCUGAGGGUGUGAACUCUGGAUCUGCGUCCAGCAAUUGCAACAGAGACAGCUUGGUCAAGUUUGACCGGUCCAAGUCGCGACCGUUCAGUGAGGAGUACAAGCGGAUCCCUCCUCCCAAGCCAAAGAGGAACCCUAACACGCAGCUGAGUACCUCCUUUGAUGAGUCCUACAUCCAGAAUCACGGCAACAGGAAGGAAGGAAGGAGGGAAAAGUCCUCAUCGCAGAGCCAGAGCCCAGCCCCAGACACGGAGGACGAGGACGAGCCUGUCUACAUCGAGAUGGUGGGUAACAUUCAGAGGGACCUGAAGCAACGCCUCCUGGAGGACGAGGACCAGAAUGAGUCGGUCUAUGAGGAAAUGAAAUACCCCAUGUUCGACGACAUGCUCCAGGACGCUAAGUGGGAACAGGACAUGGAGCAGGGUCGUUCCUCCUCCUCCCACACCACCCCCCGGGGGUCCCUCUGUGACAUCCCCGCCCCCUUCCCCAACCUGCUCACCCACCGGCCGCCCUUGCUGGUCUUUCCGCCAGCCCCUGCCCAGUGCUCGCCUAACUCGGAUGAGUCACCCCUCACCCCGCUGGACGUCACAAAGCUGCCCAUGCUGGAGAAUGUUGCCACUGGGUACACUAACAAGCCCGGGGGGGGAGCCUCACCCACGACCUCUGAGGCUCCUCCCCCCUCCUCCUCCCCCCACCACUGCAAGGGGGAGAGAGAGAGAGACAGGAAACGAGAACGAGAGAAGGAUAGAGAGCGGGGAGAGCGGGAUCUCCAAUUCACCCACACUAUCACUGCAUCUGGUCGCUCCUCUGCCCCUCCCCUGCCCUCCACUCUCUACAAGGCAUCGGCGUCUGCCCAUGGGUAUCCCAGAAGCCAUUCCGCGUGCCCCUCUCCUGUAAGCAUGGGCCGCACGAUCACACCGCUCAGCCUCAAGCGCCCACCACCUUAUGACGCCCUGAAGAUAGGGGGCAGCAUGCCCCGAUCCACCUCCUCCGUGGCGCAUGCGGCCAAGAGCUCAGUUGGUCAGGAAGGGGGAGGCAAACUGAGUAACUCUUCUUCGGCCCACAGCUCCAUGCAGAAUGUGUCGCGUUCCCGCACCCCUACAAGCCCUCUGGAUGAACUCACCAACCUGUUUAGCGGUGGCCGGAAUAUGCUAAAGAAGGGAUCGGGAGGGAGGAAGGUCAAGGAGUCCGCUGAAUGUGAGGCCAAGACCAGGAGCCACAGUACGGAACCUCUAUCCAGGCACGAGAGCAAAGCUCAUCACGGAGGCAGCCAGGAGUCUCCCAAAUCCCAGGAGUGGGAUGGGCCCUCCGGACAUUCAUCCAACCCCACUGCCAUGCCCAGCCGCCUGGGACGCUCUUCUGUCAGCCCCACCAUGAUGCUGGGGAGUGGGGUCACAGAAUCCAAAGCUGUGUGUAAGCUGGGCCGGUCAGCCUCUACAUCGGGGGUUCCUUCCCCGUGCGGGACGCCCCAGCACCAGCCCUCCGAGCCCCAGCCAGGCUAUAGUCAGAUGAUCCCUCCCAUGCUGUGGGCUUGCGGAGACAGCACCAUGAUGGAGAUGAUUGAGAAGAAGCGCAGCCUGUGUCGGGAGAUCAAGGCCCGCCGGGGGCCAGCAGACAACAACCUGUGUAAGCAGGACAGCAUGCCCAUCUUGCACAGCUGGAGGAAGAGCAGCAAUGGGACCAAGAAGUAUGGCGGCCCUCCCCCUUACUCCACACAGACCACCGUCUUCUGGGACACAGCUAUCUGACAGGAGUGAUCCACCCUGUCCUGGGCCUUGUCACGGGCCUUGUUCAAAUGGAAGAACCAGGACUUGACCAGUAUGUCCAGGACUACUUGGACUUGACUAGUAAGAAACACACAUUUUUGUUUUCCGUUGCAAAACAUUUUAAAAUAGUUUCUGUUGCGUGCCCUAAUGAACACAACCCUGUCCUCAGACUCCUCCCCCUACCUCUCACUAGCCAGAGAUGGGCAUUGAGCUGAUGACCAAUCAGAGCACAGGGAGACAAGAGUUUCCCCCCACCUCUCUGUUGUAGCAAUUCAAAUAUCUGGAAUAUCUCCCUGGUUUCGUAUUGCUAAAUUAUAUUUAAAAAAUAUUGUACCUCAGUAAUUGUCUUAAUAUUGAAUAUGCUUAGUACAAUUAUAUAUUUUCUAAAGAUUAAAAAAUAUAACAUAAUUAGGAAAUUUUAGUCUACAGUUGUUAAAUGGUUUUUCAAAACUUGUCUUGGAUAUUUAUGUUGCAUUGACACUUGUCUCUGCGUUGGAGAUAAUAAUAUGUCGCCAAUAUGUUGAGCCAAUUCAGUAAGAACACCAUGGUUUUUUAUACAAAAAAAUCUAAAGGAUAAAUGUUAUUAUUACGAUGAAAAAAGCACUAAUUUUAAAUGGAAUAUAUUUUGGCAUCUUGAAUUUAGAUGUUGUUGUAUUGGAAUGCUAUUGUGAACCAUUUGAAUGAUCCACAAUGUAGGUUUGGCUUGCUCCACUGCCCUAACAAUCACUAUGACCCUGUCCCAAUACUUAGGGCAAAUCUGCCAUAUCAUAUAGGGCCAGGACCUAAAGUAAUAUGAUAGCACCUAGGGGCAAAUCCUAUCAAAUCAGUGGUGGCACAAAGAGACAAGGAUAACAAUUUACUUGAGCCAGCGUCAUAACACGUUAUGACACGGUCUUAACAUGUCAUAACAACUGACGUAACCUGUCAUAAUAUAGUCAUAACACUGUCAUGACACAUUUUUUGUUCUGACAUUUAUUGCAUUAUUUUAUGGCUGGUUAUGACACCUACAUAAGUGUCAAAACCCACAAAACCCACCACACAAGGCAAAACAUUCCAUUACACCAUAGCCUACUUGUCAACAGUAUAUUUAUGUUAUAUAACAUUUUCUGAAAUUGAACAUAUUCUUAUUAUUGUAAUUGCGCACAAAUUAAUGUCAGACAUGCACCUACCCCAAUGCUCUGUUGCUGAUGACUGGGAUGAAUGCAGGAGAAGAUUUCAGGAGCAGGACAAGACAUCUUCUUUAUGACUGAUUACUGACAUAAGGGCAUAUAUGGCUUAUAUGAUUAUGAUGGUCAUAAUACUUCUUGACAGUGUCAUAAAGUGUAUUUUCUUAAUCCAAGUAAAGUGACACAGGAAGGUCAUAAUGCUUCAUGACAGUGUCAUAAAGUGUAUUUUCUGCAAGUGAUUUAAAAUAUGAUGAAAAACAACAUGACUGUAAAUAAUGAAUUAUGACAACACCAAAGCACUUAAGAAACAAUCUUUCAAAUGAAAGGAAACUUCUUGGCAGGGAUUCUUUUUUUUUUUUUUAUAAUUGUGGGCUUUGACAGUCUUAUGUAGGUGUCAUAACCAGUCAUAAAAUAAUGCAAUAUAUGUCACAUUUGUAAAUAUAUGGGUAAUGACAGUGUUAUGACCAUAUUAUGACAGGUUAUAACAAGUUAUGUCAGCUAUUAUGGCAUAUUAUGACAUGGUCAUGACUGUGUCAUAAAGUGUUAUGAAGCUGCGUGUCAAGAAAAGUGUUACCGAGACAAGAAUAUAGGAGACAAAGAGAUAGGAGGGAAGGAUGCCAUUUAUUAAGUGUGUUGGGACAAGAUGGUUUGUACAGUACCCAACAAGUGCUUCAUAAUCUUUUCACACGACUGAGCCCAGCCAAACUUCACUGCCCUGGCCUGCCCUGGUUACACAUCAACUAUAGUUGCUGGAACCGAGAUGGAAAGAACAAUGUGAAAACAAAAUGUUGACUCUAGCAACUACGGUUCGGGUCUACACAAAAGUGUUAAAAAAGUACAAAAGAUUAUAAGAGAGUCAGUGACCCACAUCACCGUGCCAGAAUAGUGACUGACCGGCAGUGGAAGACUCGGCCAUAGGGAUAGAGAUACUGUCAUGGUGUAUUUAAUAAAGGCAGUUAAGAUUAUCCACCUUUUCAGACAGGAACUAAGCUUGAAUUAAAAUUAUGUCAUGUCUUA